This is a messenger RNA of Caenorhabditis auriculariae, 4119 nucleotides long. NCBI's taxonomy places the organism in Eukaryota, Metazoa, Nematoda, Chromadorea, Rhabditida, Rhabditidae. The record is from the annotation of a GenBank genome assembly.
AUGUAUUUGCGCCGGUCACUCUAUAUUUCAAUACUGAUGUUAUUAAUAAACGAAGGCGACGGCUGUGCUCCAACGAGAGAUCCGAUGGGAGACGGUAUUUAUUUUUCCUGAUACUGUAAAUAUCAACUUAUAAAAAGUACAACACUGUUGAAAAAUCUUAAGCGCGGGUAAAAAAAGAAUUUAAAAGAGUAAAGAAGUAUAGUCUGUGUACCACGACUUGGAAUUUCACCAAACGACAUUCCGCUGUGUCGCUGCGCGCCUUUGCAAAAGUUGGUCACGCUUUUAACUUUUUUCUUUUUCUUUUAUUAAGGUACUAUACUGUCCUGUGCUCCCACAGCAAUAACAAUCAAUUGAAAGCGUGACCUAUAUUCGAAAGACGCUUCGCGAACUCACGCAGCGGAACAGCGGAGCGUCGUUCGGUGAAAUUUCAAGUCGUGGCACACAGAUUCUAUCGGAACAUGAUAUUUAGUUUCAAGUCUCUCCCGUUCAUUUCGGCCACUGCUACCAAGACUAGCUAUACUAUUUGGCAUAAUGUUUGAAAAAAUAAAGAGCUUUUCCUUCUGGCUGAUACAUAAAUUUGAAUCAUACAAAAAAAAAAAAUCAAAGUCCUUUUGCCUGUUACGUCGCGUACGCGAGGCGGCUUCUUGAGGGAACUUCAAGCAUAGGCAAAGUCGGAAAGGGUAAAAAAAGGGUCCAUAGAAAUGUUCCUUUUAGGGUGACGAAGGCUCCCAUUUCGGCCUUUUUGCGCCAUUUUUGCUGCCUCUCCUUUUUUCCAUCAUUUAUCGAGCCUUCGAAGCCCCAGAAAAUGGCUCGAUAAAGGGACUCUUUUUGCUGCCUUUUUGCGGCCUUUUUGCGGCCUUUUUUGGUCCUCUCCCUUUUAGCGGCCAUUAUCCACCAUUCCGACUUUGCCCGAGAGGUCAUACGCGAACAACCUCUUUUCGUAUUUUACUGUUUUGUUUUGUAAGUUUUCCGUUUUUUUUAAUUUUUCACUUUUCUCAAAUUAAAAGUGAUCGAAUUCCACAUUCAACAUUUGCAGUCUACAAGAUUCGCAUAUCCGAAAACAGAUUUUCAUUUAAACUUUUGAUAACUCAUUUACGUUAUCAAAGUUAUGCAAGGAGAUGUUUAACACGCUGUCUCCGUUAUUCUCAAAAAUUUGUAAAAGCAACGGGUACAAUAAAAAAAAUAUUUUUUGAUUCCGACGAAACUUCAUCCAGUGGGAUAACCCAUCAUCAGAAAUGCGGACCCAACUUUUUGAGCCAUUUCCUCUUACUGUAGCCGGGUUACGGUAGGCAGGUAGGCACCUGCGUAUCUCAGUAUUGAAGAAUUUUUUUAGUAGACAAGCGAUAUAUCAAUCGAUAGGUAAUCCAAUUUUAAGAACUUUUACAGUACAUAUCAUCUUGGGUUACGGUAGGAAAAAUUUUUGAGUUACGGUACUUUUUUUGUGUCUUCCGAGUCAGUUCUUCGGCCACCACAAGCUUGAGCCGGGAGAUCCAUUCUUCCUAACUUCUCAAAAGAUACCUUAUGAGAAGCUGUACAAGCUAUUACUAGUUUGAAAAAAUCCUAGGUGGACCAUCAUUUCGAAAAAUCGCCCCGAAGGCGCGCAAUCGUGGUCUUGCGGCAGCCAAAUGGGUGAAGUCCCUGAUGCCUGACGGCUCAUUUUUUACAGAUCCAUUCUAAAUGUUGUUUCCAUUUUACUCAUACAUGUCUAUUAUUGAUUUUUAUUUCAAUUUUAGAUGUUUUCGGGUUGACCAUCAUCUCGAAAUUUCAUUUUGAACCCAAAUUUGGCCUAAAAUGGCCGACUCGGCUUUUUUCACGGGAUCCCUGACUCCGUAUGUGACCGUUCUCAACUUUUUUCUUCCUUAAAAAUGAACAAAAGUGUCUGAACAAUAGUUGUACUACGAUCGGAAAUUAUUUUGAGAGGACCAUCAUCUCGAAAUCUCAUUUUGAACCCAAAUUUGGCUUGAAAACUUUUGGUUUACCCUUCUAAUAAGAUUAUUGGUUCCAUCAAUACAGAUCUUGGCCCUUUUCACUUUUUAAAGAUAAUAUAAACCUGAGAACUGAAAAUAAAUUCUAUUUUGGAUCAAUUCCAAAAUGACUGUUUACCUGGGAAACCCACUUUUUAAAUAAAAAUUUCGCUUGAAAAAUCGAAAUAUUUUUUUGGUUUCUUUUUCACAAAAAAAUAGUCACAAGACGAAUGUCUUGUUUUUUUAGGUAUGAAAAAAAGUCUGAAGAUUCAGAACUACUAUUUAGGUUAUAAUAAAAAAACAUUUAUAAAAACAUCAGCUUGAAAGUUAAGUUUCAACCUCACCGGUGGUCAGAGUGUCGGGUUUUUUUCUUUUUUUCUUCCCGUGAAAAAGCCGAGUCGGCCAUUUUAGGCCAAAUUUGGGUUCAAAAUGAGAUUUCGAGAUGAUGGUCCUCUCAAAAUAAGUUCCGAUCGUUAUACAACUAUUGUUCAGACACUUUUGUUCAUUUUUAAGGAAGAAAAAAAGUUGAGAACGGUCACAUACGGGGUCAGGGAUCCCGUGAAAAAAGCCGAGUCGGUCAUUUUAGGCCAAAUUUGGGUUCAAAAUGAGAUUUCGAGAUGAUGGUCCUCUCAAAAUAUUUUCCGAUCGUUAUAAAACUAUUUUUCAGACACUUUUGUUCAUUUUUAAGGAAGAAAAAAGUUGAUAACGGUCACAUACGGGGUCAGGGAUCCCGUGAAAAAAAGCCGAGUCGGCCAUUUUAGGCCAAAUUUGAGUUCAAAAUGAGAUUUCGAGAUGAUGGUCAACCUGAAAUCAUCUCAAGUGGUAAUAAAAAAACCAUUAAUAGAUAUCUAUAAGUGAAAUGGAAACAAAGUUUAGAAUGGAUCUGUGAAGAAUGAGCCGUCAGGCGUCAUGGACUUCCCCCAUUUGGCCGCCGCAAGACCACGAUUGCGCGCCUUCGGAGAGAUUUUUCGAAAUGAUGGUCCACCUAGGAUUUCUUCGAACUUAUACCAGCUUGUACAGCUUCUCAUAAGGUAUCUUUUGAAAAGCUAGGAAGAAUGGAUCUCCCGGCUCAAGCUCGUGGUGGUCGAAAAACUAACUCGACAGACGCAAAAAGUGCCGUAACUCAAAAUUUUCCCACAGUAACCCAAGAUGGUAUGUACUGUAAAAGUUUUCAAAAUAGGAUUACCUAUCGAUUGAUAUAUCAUUUGUCUACUAAAAACUCUUCAAUACUGAGAUACGCAGGUGCCUACCUGGCUACCGUAACCCGGCUACAGUAAGAGGAAAUGACUCAAAAAGUUGGGUCCGCAUUUCUGAUGAUUGGCUAUCACACUGGAUGAAGUUUCAUCAAAAUCAAAAAAAUUUUUUUUUUAUUGUACCCGUUGUUUUUGAGAAAAACGGAGACAGCGUGUUAAGUUUUCUGGUAAAACAUUUUCAAAAGAAAAGCUUGAAAAAGGUUUUCAGAAGCUCUGUUUUUUAGCCGAGCCGGUGAACAAUGGUCGAAGUGAACUGAAGCUUAGUCGUUGAACAUGAAAACUGUACUUCAUUUUUUAUAAGUCUCUUGAAUGCUUCUUAUGUAACUUUGAGAUUUUUACACAGCGAUAAAUUUUCUUUCACAUAGAAAUUCGCCCAGUACUGUAUCUACCUAGAAGAGGGGACGACGCAAACAACCGAUGAUUCUACUGUGGAAAGCACCACGCCAUUCGACUUCUCCUCGACGUCGUCGGACGAUUCUUCCUCGACCUUAUCGUUUGAUAGUACAACGUCCUUUGACGAUUCUUCAUCAUCUACGGAUGAUCCUUCUUCGACCCUAUCAUUUGAAAGUACAACAUCCUUUGACAUCUCGUCAUCCUCUACGGAUGAUCCUUCUUCGACGAUAUCGUUUGGAAGUACGACGUCGUUUGAUAUUUCCUCAUCCUCUACGGAUGAUCCUUCUUCGACGGUAUCUUUUGGAAGUACAACUUCCUUCGAUAUGUCGUCGUCAUCGACAGACGAUCCUUCUUCGACGGUAUCUUUUGGAAGUACAACUUCAUUUGAUAUGUCGUCGUCAUCGACGGAUGAUCCUUCUUCGACGGUAUCUUUUGGAAGUACGACGGACAGUUCUUCAACAACGGAGGAUCCUUCAUCCUCGACGAUCUCAGUAAUUACUUCGACGUGA